Messenger RNA from Piliocolobus tephrosceles (Ugandan red Colobus), 1109 nucleotides. RefSeq names its product putative inactive carbonic anhydrase 5B-like protein. The record is from RefSeq and is a predicted model, not a curated record. NCBI's taxonomy places the organism in Eukaryota, Metazoa, Chordata, Mammalia, Primates, Cercopithecidae.
CAUUUGAUCUCGGACCGUGACCGCAGAUUUUGGAAAUUUCUGGCAUCCCGGUGUCUACUGAAAGGCCCCACCCACUGCCCUACUCUCAUAGGCAGCUACCUGAGCCGCUUCCUGGGCUGGCUCUGGGCCAGAAAGCUGCGCCCCGCCCAGAAGCACUGGGCCCUGCGGUCCAGGCCCUUCUUCCUCAGCCCCCAGAUCCAGGAGAACUGCAAGGUCACCUACUUCCAAGGGAAGCACUGGGUCCGCACUCGGCCCCUCCCCACCGCUCCUCCCAGCUGGGACUACCCCCGCAUCCGCAUCCGCAUCCGCAUCCGGAGAGAGAUGGUCCCCGCCCCCAUCCACCCGGAGAUGGUCCCCCAGGCCUGGAGGUGCUUUCCCAACAGGCCGCCGCUGCUGAGCAACAUCAGGCCUGAUUUCUCCGAGGCUCGCGUGGCUUACGUGAAGCGGUGUCUUUGGACCGCCCGCCACUCCCCCAGCCUGUCCACAGCCUGGUGACUGUGAAAAUCACCCCGCCGGAGCGCAGAGGGAGCCGGACGCCCAGGCCAUCUGCCUUCAAGCCUGUGAUGAGAAACGGAGUGGCCCAUUCCUUUGUGCCCAGGUCUAGGCCGCUGAGCAGAGGCCCCCACUCCCAGGCAGCGUUGGCUCCAUCCCCCCUGGCGGCCGCCUGCCAUGCUGCAGGAUGUGCGGCUGCCAGGCGCCCGGUCACCGAGCCACCGCAGGAGCGCUGGGCCUGCGGGCAGCACUGCCCUGACGCCUCAGGCUUGCCUGCACCUGGAAGGAGCUUCGCCAGGGGGACCAUGAGCCUCUGAGCACACCCAGCCUGCUGCCCAGCUCCAAGAGUCAGGCCUCUGCCACCACCUCCUGAGCCUCCAGCCCUCAGCGCCUUCACCCUACUCACUGUGGUUCCACCCCCACACCAGCCACCGGCCCCACCAGGGCACUUUCCACUGCUCCAGCCGACCACUCAGCGAGCCCCAGGCCCACCUCUCCUCUCCCUUAAAACCCUUGCCUUUUCCUUGCGCAUUGGCCCCUGCCUUCUCCCUGGAGACAGAAGGCAUGCUUCUCCGCAGUUUCCCCAGUUUCUGCAAUAAAAUAUUUGUUGUUGUUAA